CAGUGCGUUUACCAUUGUAGUAGUGAACGUCUCGAAAGUUUCUCGAAACUAACCUUAAACUCAAAAAAUUUUUAGUUCGCCUCGUGCCAAAAUGUUUUGUUAAAAAGUAAAAAUAUUGAAUCAAUAUGAUGGAUUAUUUGAAACGACCAGUAUUCGAAGUGGGAAAUAUCAACGAAAAGGAUAUUAAUCUUUCAUUGCCACCUACUUCCGGAGAGGAAUACAUUAAACGAGUGAUAAUAGAAGCCCAACAAUGUGCAGAUGUAGUGGUGGCUGAUAUAGAUCUAUCAUGUACAAAACUGUCAAGAGGCUGCGUUAAAACUUUAGCAGGAUGUGUUGAAGCUCCACCGAGUCUCAGCCCAACCUUGGAAUGGCAACAGUAUCAAGUUUCCGAUUUUUCUGACAUAAGAUUGUAUGUAAGCCAACUGAAGGAUGAGAUACAAGUGGGUAAACGUAAAUGGAAGAUACCUGACAUUAAUUUGCCUAGCAUAAAUGAUCGAGAAGGUUGGAUCAGCUUCUGUUUAGGUAAUAAAGAGAAAAUUGAACCCACAUUAAAUACUCUGUUUUGCUUCAAUCAAUCAACUGUGGAGCAAGUACUUGAACAUCUUGUGCACUUUGUGGAAACUGAAAAGAGAAUCGAAUACAAAAUAGGCCAGUGGAUCUAUACAUUACUCGCGAUCUUGGAGCAACCUUUGCAGCCUGAUACCUGUUCCUGCUUGCGUUCGUUGGCACGAGCGUGUUCCGUCAUCCGCGCAGAUUCUAGAAAACUGGACGCGCAGGAGCUAGGGGCGUUGAAUUUAUUCAUCUGUUUAGUAGCGAGAUACUUCCGUCAAUUAGAUUUGGCAGAUCCUUAAGAAUUUUCCAAUACAUAAUUAACCUAAUUAUUCAUAACACAAUGUGACACGUGUACACAUACAAUAAUUUUAAUAAAGUGAAUUACGUU
Molecule: messenger RNA, 940 nt
Organism: Camponotus floridanus (Florida carpenter ant)
Lineage: Eukaryota; Metazoa; Arthropoda; Insecta; Hymenoptera; Formicidae
Gene: Gem2
Product: gem-associated protein 2
Exons: 5
Coding region: 126-851 (241 amino acids)
Biological process (GO): spliceosomal snRNP assembly; spliceosomal complex assembly
Cellular component (GO): spliceosomal complex; SMN complex; nucleus
Source: RefSeq, a predicted model, not a curated record